Sphenostylis stenocarpa is the source of this 576-nucleotide messenger RNA. The record is from the annotation of a GenBank genome assembly. NCBI's taxonomy places the organism in Eukaryota, Viridiplantae, Streptophyta, Magnoliopsida, Fabales, Fabaceae.
AUGAAGAAGAAUGAGGAACGCGGUGAUAACCACAACGAGAAGAAGCGCAUGAUGAUGAGGAGGAAGAACAUUUCGAGGUUGGGCGGAGGGGGGCUUUCGCUCGACACCUUCGCCAAUGCAAAAUCAAAGAACAAUCACUAUAACCCAGCUCUCAUAAAGAAGCAAAGGGAGUUCUACAAAAAUGCUAAGAAUGUGAAUAAGUUUAAGAAAUUGUUGAAGCAGCAAAACCAGCAGAAUGGACCCACCUUGCCGCAGGGACAUGAAGAGAAUGUAAAUGAAACCGACGAGUACAAGGACAAAAGUGAGGAGAGGAGGAGGAUGAAGAGCAGUGCUUUUAGUUUGGAAGAACUGUACAAAAAGCAGCAUGAAGAGAAAGAGAAAGAAAGAAUGGAGAGAGAGGCAGUCCUGAGGGUAAAGAAGGAAGAGAGAGAACAAGCUGAAGGUCGGAGAAAGACUAUGCGGGAAAAAAUGCUUAAGAAGACCCGAAGAGGGCAGCCUGUUAUGAAAUACAGAAUUGAGCAUCUUUUGGAGACUAUUCAGGGGUCAACUAAAAAUGCAGCUGGCAGCAAAUCCUGA